Messenger RNA from Spirodela intermedia, 2910 nucleotides. The record is from the annotation of a GenBank genome assembly. NCBI's taxonomy places the organism in Eukaryota, Viridiplantae, Streptophyta, Magnoliopsida, Alismatales, Araceae.
AUGGCUGACGUGCAAAUGGCGGGGGAGACGGAGACGUUCGCCUUCCAGGCGGAGAUCAACCAGCUCCUCAGUCUCAUCAUCAAUACCUUCUAUUCAAACAAGGAGAUCUUCCUCCGGGAGCUGAUCAGCAACUCUUCAGAUGUACUCCUUCUUACUUCCCAUUUACCUCUCUUAUCUGCUAAUUCAUCGUAAACAGUUUCUUCGUGUUUUGGUUUCACCUGAUUUUGCUUAAUUUAUUUCCAUUAAUUGUUGAUAUACUUGUUCAGGCAUUGGACAAGAUCCGCUUCGAGAGCUUGACGGACAAGAGUAAGUUGGAUGGCCAGCCGGAACUCUUUAUCCGGCUUGUUCCCGACAAAGCCAACAAGACGCUGUCCAUAAUUGACAGCGGUAUCGGCAUGACCAAGGCCGGUGAGUGUGAUGCUUUGAUUCAGCAGACUGUCUUCAUUUCCUUCACAGCCGCAUCGUGUUUAAGUCAUCCGUUGCGAUCGGGAAGAAUUACAUCCUGGAUCGAACGCUAAAUUGUCACGCGGAAUCCGAGUAAUUUCUGAGGUUCUAAUUUUCAAUGUGCUUGCUUCAACGUUGGCAUGCUUCGAACGGUGACCUCAGCUUCGAUUUUAGACGGACACGACAUUUGUGUUUCCAAGAUAUUUUCAUUGUUUAUUAAUCUCUGUAGUUUGCUUUUUCUCUCGUUGCUUCUUCGCAAUGGAGAAAUUGAUCUCUGUUUUGUCCUUGUCGCUUCCACCCUGUGACGCAGUGCUCACUGCAUUGCUCGUUUAGAGGGUCCAAUAACUUGUUCAACCUUUAGUCGUUCAGUAUUAUUGAGCCGGAUCUCUGUAAGAGUCAGGGAAUUCUCACAAAUUAUGGAAAAGUCUGGCAGGCAAUGAAAGCAACGGUUCAUCUUUGGCAAUUCUAACUAGGGUUUAAUAUUUAGGUUUCUUGUCAUGUUGGUUCUCUUGUAUCACGCAAGAUUAUUAAUAGUCUGCACCCAUUUGCAGAUUUGGUCAACAACUUGGGAACAAUUGCCAGGUCUGGGACGAAAGAAUUCAUGGAGGCCCUGCAAGCUGGGGCAGAUGUGAGCAUGAUCGGCCAAUUUGGUGUGGGAUUCUAUUCAGCGUACUUGGUUGCUGAGAAGGUCGUCGUGACCACCAAACACAACGAUGAUGAGCAGUAUAUCUGGGAAUCUCAGGCAGGAGGCUCUUUUUCAGUGACCAGGGAUGUUGAUGGAGAACAGCUUGGCAGAGGAACCAAAAUCACUCUAUUUCUCAAGGAGGAUCAGGUAAUUUCUUCUUUCUCUGUAUUCAUUAAUCGUACAGUUCACUAGUUUCUUCAUGAGGUAGUAAUUCUCAAUGUACAAUUUACGUGCAGCUCGAUUACUUGGAGGAGAGGAGGAUUAAAGAUCUAGUGAAGAAGCACUCAGAAUUCAUCAGCUAUCCGAUCUCUCUCUGGACAGAAAAGACCACGGAAAAGGAAAUCAGUGAUGACGAGGAGGACACUAAGAAAGAAGAGGAAGGUGAUGUGGAAGAAGUGGACGAGGAGGACACUAAGAAAUCCAAGAAGAAGAAGGUGAAGGAAGUGUCUCACGAAUGGUCGGUCAUUAACAAGCAGAAGCCGAUCUGGCUACGGAAGCCGGAGGAGAUCACCAAAGAUGAGUAUGCAUCUUUCUACAAAAGCUUGACAAACGACUGGGAAGACCACCUUGCUGUCAAACACUUCUCUGUUGAGGGGCAACUCGAGUUUAAGGCCAUCCUCUUCGUUCCCAAGAGGGCUCCAUUUGAUCUCUUCGACACUAGGAAGAAGAUGAAUAAUAUCAAGCUAUAUGUUCGGAGAGUCUUUAUUAUGGACAACUGCGAGGAGCUCAUUCCCGAGUAUCUGGGAUUUGUCAAGGGAGUCGUCGAUUCGGAUGACUUGCCCCUGAACAUUUCUCGUGAGAUGCUCCAGCAGAACAAGAUCCUUAAGGUCAUCAGGAAGAAUCUUAUUAAGAAAUGCCUUGAGAUGUUUGCAGAGAUUGCAGAGAACAAGGAUGAUUACAACAAAUUCUACGAAGCCUUCGCUAAAAAUCUGAAGUUGGGCAUCCACGAAGACAGCCAAAACAGAGCGAAGCUGGCCGACCUUCUCCGCUACCACUCCACUAAAAGUGGUGAGGACAUGACAAGUCUCAAGGAUUAUGUCACGAGGAUGAAGGAAGGCCAGAAGGACAUCUACUACAUCACCGGUGAGAGCAAGAAGGCCGUGGAGAACUCCCCCUUCCUCGAGAGACUGAAGAAGAAGGGCUACGAGGUUCUCUUCAUGGUCGAUGCCAUUGACGAGUAUGCAGUGGGUCAGUUGAAGGAAUAUGACAGCAAGAAGUUAGUUUCUGCAACGAAGGAGGGUCUCAAGCUGGAGGAGACGGAAGAGGAGAAGAAGAAAAGGGAGGAGAAGAAGACAGCCUUCGAGAACCUUUGUAAGACAAUGAAGGACAUUUUAGGCGACAAGGUGGAGAAGGUUGUGGUCUCGGACAGGAUCGUCGACUCUCCCUGCUGUCUGGUCACCGGCGAGUAUGGCUGGACGGCCAACAUGGAGAGAAUAAUGAAGGCCCAGGCGCUGAGAGACAGCAGCAUGAGUUCCUACAUGUCGAGCAAGAAGACGAUGGAGAUCAACCCAGAGAACGGUAUAAUGGAAGAGUUGAGGAAGAGGGCGGAAGUCGACAAGAACGACAAGUCGGUGAAAGAUCUUGUACUGCUGCUGUUCGAGACCGCCCUGCUCACUUCCGGAUUCAGCCUGGACGACCCCAACACCUUUGCAGGGAGGAUUCACAGGAUGCUGAAGCUGGGCCUCAGCAUCGAUGAGGAUGAAACUGCAGCGGACGACACUGAAAUGCCGGCACUCGAGGAGAACGGGAACGAGGAAAGCAAGAUGGAGGAAGUAGAUUGA